GACUCUCAUUGGUGACACUGAUGCUCAUAUUUAUUAUUUAAUCCUCUCUCUCUCUCUCUCUCUCUCUCUCUCUCUCUCUCAUCAAGGGUUUGUUUUCUCUACUUUACAGCUCAAACUUCCUGCUUCUGCUACUUCCUCAACCGCAGAUCCAAUUAACGGUUAUAGUGAAUAGUAGUCUACGAAUCUUUGGUCCAAAAUAGAACGUCUAUAGGUUUCACCGGAUGGAUACAUUUAAUCAGCAUUUGCGUCCAAGGAAGGUUUUUUGAUGCAGUAGUGUACCAUAUGAUAUGUAAAAACUUAAUUAUUAUGCUUAAUCAGCAAAGCAAUGGCCUUUUUCCUGAAAAGUCUACAAAAGCCAUUGCAGGUGUACAUUCUAUUGUUAUGCUGUUUAAUUAGCAUCUGCCACGGUCUCACUGCUGAUGGUGAAGCUCUCGUUAACUUCCGGACAAGUAUUAUAAAUUCGGAUGAUGUGCUUGGUCAAUGGAGGCCCGAGGAUCCCGAUCCAUGUGGGUGGAAAGGGGUAACAUGUGAUCCUACGAAGAGAGUUAUAUCUUUGAAUGUUUCCAAUCACAAGUUAAAGGGACCACUAUCACCAGAUAUUGGAAAGCUAGAUCAAUUGAAAUUCUUAGAUCUUCAUCACAACAACUUUUAUGGAGCGGUUCCUCCAGAGUUAGGGAAUUGUACAGAGCUGCAAGGAUUAUUUAUGCAGAAUAAUUACUUAAGUGGAUUUAUUCCUACUGGAUUGGGAAAUCUUUCAAACCUUCAAACAUUGGAUGUCUCUAGUAAUUCUCUUGAUGGAAGCAUUCCCGCUUCAAUCGGGAAUUUAAGGAACCUCGUAAACUUCAAUGUGUCAUCCAAUUUUCUAGCUGGCCCAAUUCCAACCGUUGGUGUUCUUGGCCAAUUUGGAAGUGACUCGUUUGUGGGAAACAGCGACUUGUGCGGGGAGCAAAUUAAUAAGUUAUGCAAAGAUGAUGUUGGAAGUCAACAGCCUACAGGGAGCCAAAAUGUGAAAAAGAAUUCUGGACGGCUCUUAAUCAGUGCUUCAGCUACUGUGGGUGCACUGUUGCUUGUUGCACUUAUGUGUUUCUGGGGUUGUUUUCUGUAUAAAAAACUUGGGAAAAAUGACGUUAAAGGGCUCGCAAAGGAUGUCAUUGGAGGUGCAUCCAUUGUUAUGUUUCACGGGGACUUACCAUACUCAUCAAAAGAUAUCAUCAAGAAAUUAGAAACUUUAAAUGAGGAGCACAUAAUUGGCGUUGGCGGCUUUGGAACAGUCUACAAGCUGGCAAUGGAUGACGGGAAUAUUUUCGCCUUAAAAAGAAUAAUGAAAUUAAAUGAGGGAUUCGAUCGGUUUUUCGAAAGGGAGCUUGCGAUUCUCGGAAGCAUAAAACACAAAUACUUGGUGAAUUUGCGAGGAUAUUGCAACUCUCCCACAUCCAAACUGUUGCUAUAUGACUACCUGCCAGGUGGCAAUCUGGAUGAAGUUCUCCAUGAAAAUGGUAAUCAACUAGACUGGGAUGCAAGACUUAAGAUUAUCAUGGGAGCUGCAAAAGGACUAGCGUAUUUGCAUCAUGAUUGUUCGCCUCGUAUUAUACACAGAGACAUAAAAGCAAGUAAUAUUUUACUUGAUGGAAAUUUGGAGGCUCGGGUUUCUGAUUUUGGACUCGCAAAAUUGCUUGAGGAUGAAGAAUCGCAUAUUACAACUAUAGUUGCUGGAACUUUUGGUUAUCUAGCUCCAGAGUAUAUGCAGAGCGGUAGAGCAACAGAGAAGACAGAUGUUUAUAGUUUUGGUGUACUUAUGCUCGAAGUUGUAAGUAGAAAAAGGCCCACCGAUGCUUUGUUCAUAGAGAAAGGCCUUAAUAUUGUCGGCUGGUUAAAUCAGUUGGUAACGGAGGGUAGGCAGCAUGAGAUAAUUGAUGGCGACUGUGAGGGUGUCGGACCGGAAACCCUAGACCCUCUGCUCUCGGUUGCAAUCCAAUGUGUUUCUUCAAGCCCAGAAGACCGUCCCACGAUGCACAAAGUGGUGAAAACACUUGAAUCUGACGUUAUGACUCCAUGCCCAAGUGACUUCUAUGAUUCGUCAUCAGAUUAAGUUCAUUUCCGUUCUUCUAUUUACAUUUCAUGCAAGUGAAAACAACCACCGGGAGAUGGAGAAGAGCGUUAUGGUCUGCAAAUUCGGUUUUCAACUUGAUGAUCCAUUCUUCCAGUAAAAAUAUCAUCUUUUCUUUAUCGUUGCGGCUAAUUGGGAGUUUGUAAACGGUAUUUUUCUUUUUUUGUGUUGAUCAUAAUUGCUUUUUGGGUUGUGUGAUAUAAGAAAGUUACCCUAUUCCAUGUGUAUAUGAUGUUUAGUUGUCACAUUUCACCAAAGGAUCACGGAGCAUUGCCAUUUCUGUAUCAUUUACUCUUUGUUCUUUUGUUAUAAUGCAAGUUUUCAUCUGUUGUGAUGGCC
Helianthus annuus (common sunflower) is the source of this 2446-nucleotide messenger RNA. RefSeq names its product LRR receptor-like serine/threonine-protein kinase FEI 1. Gene Ontology annotation, molecular function: protein kinase activity; ATP binding; protein binding. Gene Ontology annotation, biological process: protein phosphorylation. Lineage: Eukaryota; Viridiplantae; Streptophyta; Magnoliopsida; Asterales; Asteraceae. The transcript has 14 exons. Bases 326 to 2089 code for a protein of 587 amino acids. The record is from RefSeq and is a predicted model, not a curated record.